Messenger RNA from Diprion similis, 916 nucleotides. Its product is annotated as urease accessory protein UreE-like. The transcript has 3 exons. Lineage: Eukaryota; Metazoa; Arthropoda; Insecta; Hymenoptera; Diprionidae. The annotation marks the transcript as partial. The record is from RefSeq and is a predicted model, not a curated record.
AUUACCAUCGGCCUGUUACAGGUACUGAACGCCCUUCUGUACGGGUUCGCCCUCACAGCGGAUCCGGAAGAACAGAAGCAACGAAAAAGAGGAAUUCUCAACGAUGGUUGGGUCGGAAUAAGAAACCCAUAUUCUUACGGACACGGUCAGCCUUGGACAGCAGGUGAAACUCCAUGGAAACCGAUAAAAGUACCAUCGAUCGGGUUUGACUACCAUAAGCAACACUUCGAAGGGUGGAACCACAAUCAUCUACAGAUCUACAAACCGCACGUACCACUUUUGAAUGUUCACACGAAGCCGAUCCUCAAAACGUAUCCAGUCUACAUAACGAAACAUGUGAUACUAGAAAAGCCUGUUCCGGUUCCGCAGCCGGUUUACGUCCGAGAAAAGGUCCCGGUUUACGUAGACAAGCCCUACCAUGUACCAGUCGAAGUUCCGGUUCCGGUAGAAAAAAUUAUACACAAACCAGUCGCUGUUCCGGUUCCCGUUCCCCAGGUUGUGCCAGUUCCCGUACCUUUCCCGGUCCACCCUCAUUUCCCUCACUCGUCGCACGGUGAAUUUCAUGGUAAUUUUUACCCACCAUCUCCCUACGGGUUUGAUCAUGGAUACGGGUACGGACAUGGGCAUGGGCAUGGCCAUGGGCAUGGGCAUGGACACGGACACGGACAUGAUCACGGAUAUGGAUAUGGCCACGACCAUUAUGGACAUGGUCACGACCACUAUGGACAUGGUCACGACCACUACAGUCACGGUCACGGACUUGAGCACUACGGGCACGAUCACUACGGACACGGGCACGUUAAAAGCCACAAGGACAAGCGAAGCGAAGAACAGGAUUAAGAAACGAUGAUUACGAUUUUGUUAUCUGCAUGUUGCAGCAUUCGUUGGUGCGUUAGUAUUGCCAGCGGAUUCAAAA